CAAAGUGAAUCCACAUUGUAAAAUGGGCAAUUGACUACUUUGGGCAGGGUUACAUUACUUUCUUAUAGACCCAAAGGGCAAUGUUUUCGUUACAUCAUGGAAUGGAAGUCCUACACACACUGGAUAUAUAUUAACGGGAAAUAGGGACGCUUCUACUACACAGUGACUUUGAACUCGUUUAACACUAUCGCAAAACUGUAAGACAGCUGUAUAUCGAAGAAGACAGGCAUUAACUGGAUAGGAGUAACCUGUAUCAUAUUACGUCUUACUACAAAACAUAAUUAGACAUGUAUUUUCCAGGUGCUGUACAUAGUUACACAACAUGAUGUGGCGUCACUGAUAGGUCUAGAUAUAUCCAAGUAAUGAGUGGUAACACCAAAGCACGGACUAUAUUGGAUAUGUCACUUUCAUUUUUGAUCUCUCAGGAGAAUUGAGGGCACACUAUCCACCUGAGUAUUGUUUGCUCUAUGCCAUGCUGAUGACUGAACUCCUAUACCGUUUUUACAGCCUAUGUUUACCCAUUGUAACCCGUAGACAAUAAUUCAAGGCACUGUUUUCCCCUCUUUUACUAUGCAAUGAUGAACAAUCAAUUGUAUAGAAGCGCUUUGUUGAUUCCCAGAGCCAAUGAGGAUGAUCAGGCAUUCCAAAGGGUUACGGAACCACCACCAACGGGCGAAUCUGCUACUUCAGCAACCCAUGUAGAGGCAUAUCCUUCAUGCCAAAGCAAUGAUGAUUUACAGCAUUUAAAAGACUUGUUUUUCCACUCUAAGUUAAAUCCUAACUUCGAUUGGGUUGGCUUAUGUCUGGUCCACCAACAUGAUUACAAGUUCUGGGCGAAUGUAACCCAUACUUUGGGUAUGUUAAUUCUAAAGACACUGUUCAAUUCUGAUGUUCCAUUUGAAGACUCACAUGCUUUUGGGCUAUCGGAUUGUAACUAUGUUAAUGGUGUAAAAGUACGUGCAGCCUUUGUUUUACUCGGAGGUUUACUUUCAAAUCGUUUGCCGGGUUCCCUUAGAUUGAUCGUUCGCGGUAAUGGAUAUCAGUUUUUCGAGCAUCGUAUAGGCCGACUAUUGCGUGAUAUUCCCGAUUUUGACGAAGAUGCCAUCUGCUUUAACAUGAAUGCGUUGCGUACACUACUCCCAUUUCUUCAGGAAUGUACGACAGUAAGACUCAAUUCGCUAUGCCACCGAUUCAUUACAUCGGGCUUCUGGCGUGUGAUGUGGAUGGAGGUUGGCAUGGGUCUAAAAUCAGCUUGCAGCACUCAGCGCUUGAAGUUAUUUUGUAACUUCCUCGAGUUAGCAUCCACUAUAUUCUUCGGAUCGAGGUCAUCCACUUUCUUUAAACGAAUGUACACUUCCUGUGCCAAUUCCCUUUGGGACCCGGUGGUACUUGUACUUUCCUGGGCAUUGGGUCCAAGGGCAUGCUGCAACAUGGUAACAUUCGUGGCAGACAUACUGCUCAUGAGUCAUCAAGAUGGAUGUUUGGAUGAUUUGCCUGGUAGUUGUUUGGAUUCUCUCCAUAAAUGCAUUACAACAACCGUUUCCGAGGGUGAGUCAUACCUCGAGUUAUAUGACAGCCAGACACUCGAUGAACGAAAUGAAUUCCGACACCACUAUGCCACUAUCGCCGUCAGUAUGCUGAAAUCACUGGAUAAAGUACUGACGUGCCAAAAAAAUCGCACAAUAGAAAUGGCACUGGGUGAUCUAUAUGAUAUAAGUUCCUUGGGUACUGCCAAGAUGACGUUACCACCAUUCCCGGGUUCCACUGAACAAACAGGCCCAAAGUUCGACUUUUCGGAAUGGCGUGUAUUUCCUAGGGUAUUACCAUGCUUCAACAAAGAAUGCACGCGCAUACUUCAUUUAGACAUGCCUGAGCUUCAUAUAGAUGGCGAGUUGCCUGAUUUCCGUUAUUGCGAUCAAUGUGGGAUUCCCAGUUACUGUAGCGCAGAAUGCGCAUCAGCUCAUUGGGAUUCAUAUCAUAAAGAGGUAUGUGGGUUUUUCCGGGCACCUCCUACAUUUGCCCGUUUUAUGCCACAUUCACCCGAUGAUGGCAUUGUUGUCCUUCAAACCAUGGAAGACAACUGGAUGAUGACGCCUUUCAUUGACGAGAAGGGCAAUUUAUUAACACUCUUUUAAUAUCGUACUAUAUAG
Messenger RNA from Babesia bovis T2Bo, 2150 nucleotides. Its product is annotated as MYND finger family protein. The transcript has a single exon. The coding region runs from base 576 to 2135 and encodes 519 amino acids. Lineage: Eukaryota; Apicomplexa; Aconoidasida; Piroplasmida; Babesiidae. The record is from RefSeq and is a predicted model, not a curated record.